GAGAUGCAGGACAGCAAAGAACAAAAGAACAAAGUGAGGGUUGAAGAGUGAGAAAGCUCAACUUCUGAAGCAAUGCGAAGACCGGCGCUUUAUAAUCGGCAGCAUGGGAAGCAAGUCGCCGGAGGAGGAAGUGUCAAGGCCAAGAUUGGGAAGCUACUGCUCGUCGUUGUCGUCCUCUUGAUCUGCACCGUCUCCUUGCUCUUCACGUCCUCCGCCACCAAGGGCGGUGCUGCUGGAUCUGCCUAUCGCUCUGAGAUCAAUGUGGAAAAACUUUGGAGAAGUGCCGACUCUGGAGGAUGGAAACCAUCAUCGGCUCCGCGAUCAGAUUGGCCUCCUCCACCAAGCGAGACUAACGGCUACCUACGUGUGCGCUGUAAUGGUGGUCUCAAUCAACAACGUACUGCGAUCUGUAAUGCGGUUCUCGCAGCAAGAAUAAUGAAUGCUACCCUUGUGCUGCCCGAAUUGGACGCGAACUCAUUUUGGCAUGAUGACAGUGGUUUUCGGGGAAUCUAUGAUGUUGAUCAUUUUAUCAAGUCCUUAAGGUUUGAUGUUAAAAUUGUAGAAAAGAUACCUGAAAUUCGCAAAAAUGGGAAGACCAAGAAGAUAAAAGCUGUACAGCUUCGACCACCAAGAGAUGCUCCUAUCAGUUGGUAUACUACAGAAGCUCUUCAGCAAAUGAAGGAGCAUGGGGCUAUCUAUCUAACGCCCUUUUCACAUCGUUUGGCGGAAGAAAUUGAUAAUGCCGAGUACCAAAGACUGCGGUGCAGGGUUAACUAUCAUGCUCUGAUAUUUAAGCCAAAUAUUAUGAAGUUGAGUCAGUCAAUAGUUGAUAAGCUCCGCACACAAGGUCCCUUCAUGUCUAUACAUCUUCGUUUUGAGAUGGAUAUGCUGGCAUUUGCAGGGUGCUUUGAUAUCUUUAACCCAAAAGAGCAAGAGAUUUUGAAGAAGUAUCGGAAAGAAAAUUUUGCACCAAAGAAGCUUGUUUAUAAGGAAAGAAGAGCAAUUGGAAAAUGCCCAUUAACUCCAGAAGAGGUCGGUCUCAUUUUACGCGCAAUGGAAUUUAACAAUUCUACCAGGAUCUACCUAGCUGCUGGUGAACUAUUUGGUGGGGAGAGAUUUAUGAAACCAUUCCGUGCUUUGUUCCCUCACCUUGAGAACCACAGUUCUAUGGAGCACUCAGAUGAGAUACCAGAGAACACCCAGGGAUUAUUAGGGUCUGCAGUGGAUUACAUGGUUUGUCUCCUGUCUGAUAUUUUUAUGCCCACAUAUGAUGGACCUAGCAACUUUGCCAACAAUCUCCUCGGACACCGCCUCUAUUAUGGUUUCCGGACAACAAUUAGACCUGAUAGAAAAGCCCUCGCUCCUAUCUUCAUUGAUCGAGAGAAAGGACGAAAAGCAGGUUUUGAAGAAGCUGUUAGGCAGGUGAUGCUUCAAACAAACCUUGGCGGCCCUCACAAGCGGAUCCCACCAGAGUCUUUCUAUACAAAUUCUUGGCCAGAAUGCUUCUGCCAAACAUCUCCAAAGAAUCAGGCAGACAAAUGUCCACCAGAUAAUGUUUUGGAAAUUCUGAGCAGCCAGUUAAGUCAAGAGAACGGUGAUCCGGAAUCAAAUUCUACGUCUGUGACAGAUAGAUGAUACAACAGCCUCGGGGAUCGUAGUUGCUGAUAGCUCUAUCACCAUACUAUAGAUUAAUGAAACCCUGUGUGUCUGAACGAUACAUAAUGGGUUUCAGGUGAUCAUUAUACUCCUGCUUUAGACCAUACAGUUUGAUAUUCUUCUAGAUCAAGAAGUGAGGGUUUUUCAGUAUAUCCUGAUUUUCUGGUUUCAUCAUUUGGUGAUUUGAAACAGGCUCCCAUCUAGGGCAUUUGGAAGCAGGUUCAGUUUAUCUCGGUUUGGUAUUCACAGUAUUGAAUUGACAAAGAGAAGGUGAGUUGAAGAUGAUGGAUUGGACUAGAGUACAGACUAUAUUGUAUUGGCUUCUUUGUAUAAUGAUGAUCUUAUAGUAUUACUUCAUGUAACCAAAACCUUUGUUAGAUUAUCACUUGGUAUACACAUUCUAGAUUCGACACGCUUUGUAUUACUUGAUCAUAUUUUUUCAUAAAUCUAUCAAUUUAAUUGAUUUCU
Fragaria vesca subsp. vesca is the source of this 2124-nucleotide messenger RNA. RefSeq lists its product as uncharacterized. Gene Ontology annotation, cellular component: trans-Golgi network; endosome; cytoplasm. The record is from RefSeq and is a predicted model, not a curated record. The coding region runs from base 73 to 1635 and encodes 520 amino acids. NCBI's taxonomy places the organism in Eukaryota, Viridiplantae, Streptophyta, Magnoliopsida, Rosales, Rosaceae. The transcript is spliced from 9 exons.